This is a messenger RNA of Dacryopinax primogenitus, 888 nucleotides long. RefSeq names its product ribosomal protein S5 domain 2-like protein. Gene Ontology annotation, biological process: translation. The record is from RefSeq and is a predicted model, not a curated record. Bases 37 to 717 code for a protein of 226 amino acids. Gene Ontology annotation, cellular component: mitochondrial small ribosomal subunit; ribosome. Gene Ontology annotation, molecular function: structural constituent of ribosome; RNA binding. NCBI's taxonomy places the organism in Eukaryota, Fungi, Basidiomycota, Dacrymycetes, Dacrymycetales, Dacrymycetaceae. The transcript has 2 exons.
CGGGAGAUAUUCCUCAGUCGACCGACGUGGAAGUCUAUGCGGGAUACGAAACCGGACUUUGACUACCCCGUCGGUGUAGCAAAGUACAAGCGGCUAAUCAGCGUGCUGGACGACCUGGCUCGGAUUAGGGGUGUAGCGCGCUAUGCAGGGCUGUGGGAGAUGUAUGACCGGUUAUCGGACGCGGUGCGCCAGUUUGAUACUGGUAAAGGGGAGGCGACUGUGGGGGAGAGGAAACGGGGGGAGCUGGAUGCGUAUGGAAGGAGUUAUGCUCAUAGUGGGAGGAAGACGAGCUCGGCGAGAGCAUGGAUGAUCCCUACUGAUCCUGGGCUGCCUACUGCUCGUCCGCAAACGGAAGGAGGAACCCCUGCCGCAACCACCUCCGCAACACACUUCCUUACAUCGAAAAUCCUCAUAAACUCUGCCCCUCUCUCGACCUACUUCACCCAAACCCUCGACCGCGAGCGUGUCGUCCGUCCACUCCGGGUGACCGGUCUGCUUGGCGCAUUCAACAUCUUCGCUCUGGUCCGUGGCGGGGGUACGACAGGGCAAGCGGAUGCCGUCGCCAGCGCCGUUGCGCGCGCUAUCAUGCUGCACGCUCCGCAGAUGAAGGGCGCUCUGGCGGAAGCUGGGCUGUUGCACAGAGAUCCAAGGAUGGUCGAGAGGAAGAAGACGAAUUUGCUCAAGGCGAGGGAGGCGAGGACUUGGACCAAACGUUAGCCGGAAGGGCGGGCGGAAGAGGGAGGGGCACGCGAGAGUGGAGUUGCUCGGAGAAUGGAAAUGGAAGGCUUUGGUUGGUUAGUUGGCUGGUUGGGUGUGUGUUCAGCUCUCUCUGCGGACGAGCUUACGCUGCACACAGCCUUGAGCCUUGCCCUCCAGGUUUUUCCUGUC